AUCUAAACUGAAGUGAUGUAAAAGAACAGGCAUAAAUCCUCGACUAGUCACUUGUGGAGAUGUCCACGUGGAAGCUGAUCAAUUAUAUCAUCAUCAUCAUACAAUAAUAGUAUUUCUCCUCAAACCAUCAUUAUAUCAUCAUCAUCAUCCCUAGAAGAAUAAACCAGAAACCAAAAACACAAACCAGAAACCAAAAGGCCCACAGCUUUUUUUUUUUUUUUUUUUUUUUCCAAUCACACAUUUUCCUAUAUAUACGUACUUCUUUGGCUAGUUUCUCAGUUGAAACUCGAAAUAAUUCCAUUUCUGAUCCUUCUAUAGAGAGAGAAAGAGAGAGAGGCUUUAGAGAGAGGAGAUGAUACUGGUGGCAAGUAUGGCGGAGCUGAUGGAGGAGUACACGGCGUUGGUGGCUAGGGUUUUGGAGCAUUUGUUCAAUACGGCGCCGUUUCUGGGUCGGGUUCGUUUUCUAAUCCUCCGAAGCCUUCCCUUCGUUUCGUACACUCCUCCUCCUCCUCCUUUGAUUCGAGCCCCUGCUUGAGAAACCUUAAAGAAAUGUGUGUGUAUAUAUAUAUAUAUAUAUUUUUUUUUUUUUCUAGUGAGGUUUUUUGAAUGUUUUGUAAUUUUAGGUUGUUCUUUUCUUCUUUCCUCUGUUGCGGGAUUUGUCUUUAGUUUGUAUCAUAUCUAAUAAAAAUGGAGACUUUAAUUUCUUUUGUGA
This is a messenger RNA of Morus notabilis, 712 nucleotides long. RefSeq lists its product as uncharacterized. The transcript has a single exon. The record is from RefSeq and is a predicted model, not a curated record. NCBI's taxonomy places the organism in Eukaryota, Viridiplantae, Streptophyta, Magnoliopsida, Rosales, Moraceae. Bases 353 to 535 code for a protein of 60 amino acids.